AUGUCUGGAUUAAAUCCUUUCCGCCCUAAGAAGCCCGAGAAUACCACCUUCGCUGCUCCUGCUCCUGCUCCGGCACCUUCUCUACCUCAGUCUCUGCCUCAGCCCUCCUUCACCUCGUAUCCCUCGAAACCCGCUCCCUCCGUGACCUUCCCUUCCACCUCGUUCCGCUCUGUCCCUCGAACCCCUCCCGCAUCCUUGACCCCGGAUCCCGACGAUACGGCCUCCUCCGAUGACCAGUCUACUUCAGACCCCUUCCACCAGCAGUCGUAUGCGACCGAUGACGAUGGAGAGGCGGAGGAAGAGGAGGACAUUGAUGAAUUAGAUUCCAAACGCACCUACCAGGUCGCUCACCCACCUUCCCGGGACGAUGAUCGCUCCCUGCCAUCGAUCAGGACCGUUCCAGACCCAGCCUUAUCCUCCAGGAGAUCCGCGCCGCCCGCAGCCAUUACGCUCCCAGCACAGAGGAGCACCCAUGAUCGUCCAGUAGACCCGGAACAGGCUGGCACACCUCGCGAGAAUGCGCCCGUAGCUGGUUCGAAUGUGUCGACGCGUUCAUCCACGUCUUACGGAGGCACCCGGACGCCCGACAGCAGCUCCACGGAUGUAUCUCGACCGUCCGACCUGCGUAUUGGUCCAGCUACUCGAGCUGGGUCGGGCUUGACCCCAUCAUUAGAUCCUAGUUCACGUCCUCUUGCCAGCCGUCCAGGUAACAGGGACCGGGUACCUCCGCCUCCGCCCAAGAGUCAUCAUGGGAAACGAAUCGCCCCUAGCCCUGGUAUCACACCCUCGUUCGCCCAAACUACCCCUAGCAAGACGACCAACCGCUUCUCUUUCCAUGGCUCCCCAUCUGAGCCAUCAUACUCCCCCCGACCCUCCCAACCAGGGUCCGACUACUUCUCCGCAAAGCCCAAAGAUGAGCCGCGGUCGACUGAGCAGUCGGCGGAGUCCCUUCGGCGGAGUCAAUCGCAGCACAAGCGACCGCCAACUCCACCGCUAAGCCGACGACACAGCCAGAUGAGACGGUCGAAGACCACAAUGUCCAAAGUCAACCCAUUGCGGUUAUCCAUCCAUGUGGCACAGGACUCAAGCGCGGCAUCAUCGUCAUCAUCUCCGCCGUCCAGUCCAGGCGGCUGGUCUCUGAACCCAUCACGAACUCGAGAGUCUCGCGCGGGCAGUAAUCCGUCCGAGGAGCCCAUGCAUACUGCGACCUCAACCCUGCGCCCGGAACCCUCUGCAGCCGCACCAGUGUCGCCCACAGAAAUGUCACAUCCGACGUCAACAGGAUCGUCGACGAAGCGGACUUCGCUUUACAACCCACUUCCCCCACCUCCGCCGCCGCGACGCUCUCGCGGAUCCAGCAACCACAGCAUUGACAGCACUGGUCAGAGUCUCCGAUCGGGCAGACCAGCCGACGAGACAACAGCGGCACCAACAGCGCCAGUAACACAGGACGAAUUCGUCCCACAUCCAUCAAACGCGCAUGACAUUCUGGCCGAUUUGACCCGGUUACAGAAAGAAGUAGACGAUUUGCGCGGGCAUUACGAGAGCCGAAAGGCCAGCCAAUAG
Molecule: messenger RNA, 1566 nt
Organism: Aspergillus luchuensis
Lineage: Eukaryota; Fungi; Ascomycota; Eurotiomycetes; Eurotiales; Aspergillaceae
Exons: 2
Coding region: 1-1566 (521 amino acids)
Source: RefSeq, a predicted model, not a curated record